Theobroma cacao (cacao) is the source of this 3683-nucleotide messenger RNA. Its product is annotated as Helicase protein with RING/U-box domain-containing protein. Gene Ontology annotation, biological process: DNA repair. Gene Ontology annotation, cellular component: nucleus. NCBI's taxonomy places the organism in Eukaryota, Viridiplantae, Streptophyta, Magnoliopsida, Malvales, Malvaceae. The record is from RefSeq and is a predicted model, not a curated record. Gene Ontology annotation, molecular function: ATP-dependent activity, acting on DNA; zinc ion binding; ATP binding.
UUCUCAGAUAUAUUUUAUUUUUCUGCGUCAUCAUCAUCAUCAUCUUCGUAUCUGGAUUAAGAUAAUCAGGCAUGGAGGCCAUGGAUAUAGACACAGUGGAAGACAAGAAGAUUCAACAAAGCCAAUCAGUUGCAGAUAACAACGUUGUUUCUGUCGUUAAGUUGCUUCCUAACGACCCUGAUUCAUGUCUCCAAUCAAACACUGUUAGUCGAAUGGUAACCGCAACUGGGUUUCGGGUUUCUUCCCUGAUCGGCUCACGUGAUCAGUUUGAAGAAUCUGAGCCCGUUAAGACCCAAGUGAAGGAGGAGCCUCUGUCGAAAGUUAAGGAAGAGCCUGAUUUGGGUCUUCAGAGAAACGUUUUGAUGAAAGAAGAUAGUGGGAUUAAAGUAAAGGAGGAGCCUGAUUUGGGGUUUGACAUUAAGUUUCCAGUGAAGGAAGAAACGGCUUCGGGUUGCAGGGAGGAAGCCGUUGCCGAGAAGUUUGAUUCAAAGUCAAGGAUGUCUUUUGAUGAGUUUCUUCAGUUCACAAAUACAAAGGUUCAAUCUCUUGAUGACUCUGUCAAAACUCAGAUCAAAGAAGAGUCUCCUGGUCCUGUUUCUGUUGCUCAGGUCAAGGCCUGUGAAAAUGCAAAGGUGAAAUCAGAAAAUAAAAACUCUCGGUUGGUGAAAAAGGAACCCGGUUUUGAGUGUUCUGAAGGAUUGGGAAAACCGACUGAUGUAAAGAAAGAGGGUUUUGAAGAGAGAAGAGUGAAUGGUGUUUUGGUGGAAGAUGGGGAGUUUCCUGAAGAUCCAGAUUGGUAUUUGGUUGGAAGGACGAUGGUCAAUGCAGUUUCAACAACUAAAGGGAAGAACAAAUUGCUAGAUAAUGAGAUUGUUUACUUCACUUUCCCUUCUCCAGCAGCCAGUCACAAGCUUCAGUCUAUAGUUCGCUUCUCAACUAAGCGCUGUGGAGUGAUUGGUCGGCUUCCAAUGGAUUGGGGUAAAUGGGUAAAUCCCCUUGUAUAUUCCAAUAAGGUUAAAGUUAUUGGUCGGUGUAUAGCUGCUCCAACAACACUUAGUAUUAUGCAAGAAAUCAUGCUAUUUGUAAGCUUCUACAUUCACAGUUCUAUAUUCACAGAGGGUGACAAGUCUUCAUGGAUGUUUGAUGCACCUUGGAAGAUGGAGUCUACGCUUAACCCUCUGCUUAAUCUAUUCAAACACCUGAAUUUGAGACCAUAUCAGAAGGCUGACUUCACUCCAGAGGAACUGAGUUCUGGCAAGCGUGUUCUCCAUAUAGAAGAUGAUUAUGGUGAAGCGGAAGGAGCUUUGCCCAUAGCAAAACGAAGAAAGAGUUGUUUGGAGCAGAAUAAAGAUGAACAAGAUAUUUCAGAGGCAUCUUUUAAUAAGAUUUUUGGUUCUGCAGAUGCAUACAGUUUGGAGGAAAUGGAGCCCCCAUACACACUCACAUGUGAUUUGAGACCGUACCAGAAACAAGCUCUGUACUGGAUGUCUGAGUCGGAGAAAGGAAUAGAUGCUGAGAAAGCAGCACAAACUCUUCAUCCAUGCUGGUCUGCUUAUAGCAUAUGUGACGAAAGGGCUUCCUCAAUCUAUGUAAAUGUGUUCUCAGGAGAAGCCACAGUUCAUUUCCCCAGUGCUAGGCAGAUGGCCAGAGGAGGAAUUCUAGCAGAUGCAAUGGGUCUUGGAAAGACUGUGAUGACGAUUGCGCUAAUCCUUGCAAGACUUGGUAGAGGAAAUCCUGCUAAUGAAAAACCUGAUUCCAGGAACGCGGAUGAUAGCAGAAGCACAAACAAAAAGAAAGAUGCUCAUGCAAACACCCCACGUAGAGCAAUGGGAGGCACUCUUAUUAUUUGUCCCAUGGCUUUGUUAAGCCAAUGGAAGGAUGAGCUUGAGACCCACUCAAGGCCUGAAAGCAUAUCAAUUUUUGUUCACUAUGGUGGUGAAAGAACCAAUGAUCCCAGGGUUAUCUCAGAGAAUGAUGUGGUCUUGACGACAUACGGGGUCUUAACUGCUGCUUAUAAAAGUGAUGCCGAGAACAGCAUUUACCACAAGGUUGACUGGUAUAGGGUGGUCUUAGAUGAAGCUCAUACAAUUAAAUCCUCAAAGACCACAGGAGCUCGAGCUGCAUUUGCAUUGUCUGCACACUGCCGUUGGUGUCUCACUGGAACCCCGCUUCAGAAUAAUUUGGAAGAUCUCUACAGCCUUCUAUGCUUCUUGCAUGUGGAGCCAUGGUGCAACUGGGCAUGGUGGAAGGCAGAGAUUCAAGGACCUUAUGAGAAUGGUAAUCCAACAGGAUUGAAAUGGAUCAAGGCUAUAUUACGGCUGCUGAUGUUGAGAAGAACAAAGGAAACAAAGGAUAAAGAAGGAGGGCCCAUUCUUGUUCUCCCUCCAACUGAUAUUCAAAUCAUUGAGUGUGAGCAGUCAGAAGCUGAACGUGAUUUCUAUGAUGCUCUAUUCAAAAGAUCUAAAGUUCAGUUUGAUCAAUUUGUUGCACAAGGCAAGGUUCUUCACAAUUAUGCAUCCAUUCUUGAGCUAUUACUUCGACUGAGGCAGUGUUGCAACCACCCUUUUCUUGUUAUGAGUCGGGCUGAUUCACAGCAGUAUUCAGACUUGAACAAACUUGCAAGAAGGUUCCUUGAAACUCUGCCUCAUUCUGUCUCUCCAGAUCAAAAUGCCCCUACCAGAGCCUACAUUGAAGAAGUUGUUGAUGGUAUCCGGAGGGGUGAAAACAGAGAGUGUCCAAUUUGCAUGGAGUCUGCAGAUGACCCCGUGCUCACACCUUGUGCUCAUAGGAUGUGCAGGGAAUGUCUCCUCUCAAGUUGGCGCACACCAACAGUUGGGUUAUGCCCAAUCUGUAGGACAGUGCUGAAGAAAAGUGACCUCAUAACUUGUCCAACUGAUAGCAAGUUUCGAGUAGACAUUAAGAAGAACUGGAAAGAGUCUUCAAAGGUUUCAAAGCUGUUAGAGUGCUUGGAACGCAUUCGCCGGUCAGGUUCUGGUGAGAAGAGCAUUGUGUUUAGCCAGUGGACUUCAUUUCUAGAUCUCUUAGAAAUCCCAUUAAGGAGGAGAGGAAUUGGAUUCUUAAGGUUUGACGGAAGACUGGUGCAAAAACAAAGGGAGAAUGUUCUGAAGGAGUUCCGCGAGACAGGAGAUAAAAUGGUUUUGCUUAUGUCUUUGAAAGCUGGUGGCGUGGGCCUGAACUUAACUGCAGCCUCUAAUGUCUUCUUAGUGGAUCCAUGGUGGAAUCCUGCAGUGGAGGAACAAGCAAUUAUGCGAAUUCAUCGUAUUGGACAAAAGAGAGCAGUCUCUGUUAGAAGGUUCAUUGUUAAGGACACAGUGGAGGAACGCAUGCAGCAAGUUCAGGCCAGGAAGCAGAAGAUGAUUGCUGGUGCCUUGACUGAUGAAGAAGUCAGAUCAGCCAGGAUUGAAGAGCUGCAGAUGCUUUUCAGAUGAAUUCUUCAUCCAUCUACAGGUAUUAAUCUUAAUUAGGACUGGUACUUGAGUUAGUAUCAACCCUAAUUUUUUGUAAAUGAUAUGUACUUAAGAGAGGACUAAAUUACAAAAUGCUUGAAAGCCCAUUUUUGUAAAUUUUGGCUAGUAUCAAUGGCAAUUAUACUCUCUUCUCUAGUAUGAGAAUAUUUUGACUAUUCAACAGAAUAAAAUGCACCCCUCACAGUGUCUUUUUGA